UUGGCUCACCUACAAGAGUUAACCAGCCAGCGCGGUCCGUUAUCUGGCCUUCUGUCAAAACUUUUAUUGAAUUAUGAGGCCGGAAUGGUAUUUUUUUAAAAAAAGAAUAGAAUAAUUAAAUUUGACAAAAUAAUGUCAUCUCGCGAUAAAUUGGAAGAUGCAGUAGUUAGUGUUUCAAUUUGUGUGCGGUAACGUAUAUGAAGGCAACCUCCAGGAAACAGAGAUUAUAUGAAGUAUAAUAAUGGCCACUGAAGGGGCCAUGGUUGCCGAUCUACGGGCUGAAAUUGAAAGGCUUUACCGUGAGUUGGAUCUUGCUUCAACGGAAAAAAUACAAUCAGCCCAAUAUGGUCUCGCUCUACUCGAGGAGAAGUCAGCUCUUGAACAAAAGUGCAGUGACCUCGAGUCCCUUUAUGAAAAUACCAAGCACGAACUCGACAUCACACAAGAGGCUUUAGCAAAAUUCCAGACCACGACCAAGUUAACGACAAAAAGUGGAAUAGAACAAGAAGAAAGUCUUCUUCACGAAAGUGCUGCACGUGAAACAUCUCUGCAAACAGAAAUUAUAGAAUUAGAAAAUGAAGCGAAACAGUUGCGACAUGAAUUGGAGCGCGUGCAAGCAGAGCGAGAUCAUGCCCUUCAAGAACGUGAGGAAGUGGGCAAGGAUCAUUUGCAAACGGAGGCUGAACGAAAAACCCUACGCACUGAACUUAGAGAAUGUCGAUUUCGUGAAACUCGACUUUUACAAGACUACAGUGAAUUGGAGGAUGAAAAUAUAUCGCUACAAAAACAAGUGUCAGGAUUACGUUCGAGUCAAGUUGAAUUUGAAGGUGUUAAACAUGAAAUACGCAGGUUAACCGAGGAGGUUGAACUUCUCAAUAGUCAAGUUGAGGAGUUGACAAAUUUGAAAAAAAUUGCCGAAAAACAAAUGGAAGAGGCACUCGAGUCAUUGCAAGCCGAAAGAGAAGCGAAAUAUGCAUUAAAAAAAGAACUCGAUCAACGUAUUAAUAGUGAAUCAAUUUAUAAUCUCAGUAAUCUUGCACUAUCAAUACGUGGCAUUACUGACGAUCAAAAUCUAUGCAGCGAUGGCGAGGAUGAUUCUCCAGUGUUAAGAAGAAUUGAGGACGAUCUUAAAACACAAGAACCAGGAACAUCAGCGGCUGACAAACAAGUUGAUCUCUUCUCUGAGAUUCAUUUGAAUGAAUUGAAAAAAUUGGAGAAACAACUUGAAUUAGCCGAAACGGAAAAAUCUUUACUCACACAAAAUUUACGUGAAUCACAAUAUGCCGUUGAAAAAAGUCAAGGAGAAUUACAAUCGUUUGUCGCGAGGAUCGUUCAAUUGGCAGCUCAUGUUCAAUCUUUACAUCAUUUACACUCGAAACUACCCGAGCAAAGAGGCGAGGAAACUGCACUUGAUAAACUCAAUCAGGCUAUCGUGCAAUACCAUCAAUGGAGUACAAUGUCAACUCGGGAAAUUGAACAACUGCAAAAGGACUUGGCGGAUUUAGAGAAGGGAUUAACUGUCUCGGAUUCGACGCAACAAUUACGAACAGAAUUAACGAACUUGAGAAAUAAGCUUCUUGACACCGAACAGCGAAGUAUGCUGCUAGAAUCGGACGUGAGUAUUCUCUCAAAAUUAGCGGCAGAAGCUGGAAGUUCUCUUGAUUCAGCUCAAAAUGAUUUACAAAAUAUGUCCGAUGAAUUAGCUCAAUUAUAUCAUCAUGUUUGUACGGUGAAUGGUGAGACACCAUCGAGAGUUAUUUUAGAUCAUGAAAAAAUUGUCCCUGAAAAAGAAGAGGACAACGAGAAAAUUGAAUGGUGUCGAACACUAUUUAAAACAGAUAUUAAAAUUAAAGAUCUCGAAAGUCUCAGUAAAGCAAAAGAAAUUGCCAAAUAUAUUGAGACUGCAAUGGAUCAAAUAAAACAUUUGCGAAGCGCUGUUGAACACACGAUAGAACUUUCCAAACUCAAAGGCAUGCAAACAACUAUGUGCAGUGUUUGUGAAGCCUCGGUCAAUGAAAAUAAAGUUGAGGUCUCGGAUUUGCAAGAACAAGUUAUCAAAUUUAAAGCUUUACUUUCGGCCAAACGAGAACAGGUUGCAACGUUGAGAACUGUUCUCAAGUCAAACAAAAACACAGCGGAAGUUGCACUAACCAAUUUGAAGAGUAAAUAUGAAAAUGAAAAAAGCUUCGUUAAUGAAACGAUGCUUAAAUUGAGAAAUGAACUCAGAGUGCUAAAGGAAAAUGCUGCAACAUUUUCAAGUUUACGUGCAAUGUUCGCUGCUCGCUGCGAGGAAUACGUGACACAAAUCGACGAGCUUCAACGUCAAUUAACAGCCGCCGAGGACGAUCGCAAAACAUUGAAUCAACUUUUACGCCUUGCCGUGCAACAAAAGCUCGGUCUCACAAUGAAAUUAGAAGAAUACGAAGUUGAUCGUGAAUUAAGAAAUACACGAAGACACGCGACUGGUGGAAAUAGAGGCGGUCGAACACCUCGAUUACCACAACAGACGAACCGUCCGCACAUGGGCAGAGAGUUCUUCUAGAAAAUGGUUAAGAUGUGGAGCAAAAUAUUUUGAGACAAAAGAUAAGUUUUUAAAAUUACACGACUAUUUAAUAAUAUUAAUAAUAGUUAUCGACUAUUUCUUAUUUAUAUUUUAAAAAAAUACGACUA
This is a messenger RNA of Leptopilina boulardi, 2670 nucleotides long. It is a transcript of the gene BicD, whose product is annotated as protein bicaudal D. The record is from RefSeq and is a predicted model, not a curated record. Lineage: Eukaryota; Metazoa; Arthropoda; Insecta; Hymenoptera; Figitidae. The transcript is spliced from 7 exons. Gene Ontology annotation, biological process: regulation of microtubule cytoskeleton organization; microtubule anchoring at microtubule organizing center; protein localization to organelle. Bases 242 to 2542 code for a protein of 766 amino acids. Gene Ontology annotation, cellular component: cytosol; Golgi apparatus. Gene Ontology annotation, molecular function: dynein complex binding; dynactin binding; cytoskeletal adaptor activity.